UGAAAACCUGCUAGAUAUGUGAGCGGUAAUAUGCGUAGGAUGUAAGAGAACGGUUCACCGAGCGAACCGGUAUAAAAAAGAUUUGACUGUAUCACCCCAGCUCAUACCUACAGUAGUCAUGAUUCGGUUUGUAGUUAUUUUGUCAGUGUUUGUUCUGGCCAUUCAGGCUAAGCCUUCUGAGAAUGAAUACUACCGACUUCUAGAGGACCUUCUUGAACGUAAUGUUCAGACAUGUCGAGUAAACGAGAUGUAUUUGAACUGCGAUUAUCAAGAACAGUGUCAAGGUGAAACAUGUCCGGGAGAUAAAUAUUGUUGCGCUUCCAAAUGUGGAAAAAUUUGUAUGUGUCAUCCAAUUCCACAGAACUGUGGACGUCACUGUCCAAAUGGUUACCAGCUAGGAAAUAAUGGAUGUUACAUUUGUGAAUGUAAUGCCAAACGAAGUUUUAAGCAAUUUCUGACAAGGUUACUUCAAAAGGAUGAACAGAAGGAAGAAAUCGACGUAAUUGACGACGAACGCAAAGAUCUGUCAGUAUCAUCUUCUGAGAAAUACAGAAAGUGAAGAAUUAUGUUAUAUUUUUGUCAUCGGCACACAGUACACCAGUGAAGAUGCCUUUAUAUGAACAUUUCUGUAUACGUCACGCUAAAACAGCCACAUUUCUGUAUACGUCACGUUAAUACAACCACAUUUCUGUAUACGUCACGCUAAUACAACCACAUUUCUGUAUACGUCACGCUACUACAGCCGGGCCUUUUCUCAAAACACUAUGUUAUUCAUCGUAUUUCUCAAGUUUGAAAUAAUUGCCUGAAAAAACAAAUGUUUUAUUUUUACUUUUUUUAUAUAAAAUUUCAUUUUUUAUUUAAUGAACAAGAUUGCUUUAUUUAUAUUAAACAAAUUAAGAAUUGAA
This is a messenger RNA of Mytilus californianus (California mussel), 905 nucleotides long. RefSeq lists its product as uncharacterized. The transcript has 6 exons. The record is from RefSeq and is a predicted model, not a curated record. NCBI's taxonomy places the organism in Eukaryota, Metazoa, Mollusca, Bivalvia, Mytilida, Mytilidae. Gene Ontology annotation, molecular function: serine-type endopeptidase inhibitor activity. Bases 119 to 559 code for a protein of 146 amino acids.